Lonchura striata (white-rumped munia) is the source of this 1817-nucleotide messenger RNA. The record is from RefSeq and is a predicted model, not a curated record. Lineage: Eukaryota; Metazoa; Chordata; Aves; Passeriformes; Estrildidae.
AGGGUGUCCCUGCUGUGUCCCCAGCUGUCCCCAGGUAUCCCCACGGUGUCCCACAGUGUCCCCUCAGUGUCCCCAAGUGUCUCUGCGGUGUCCCUCUGGUGUCCCCAAGUAUCCCCACAGUGUCCCCAGGGGGUCCCUGUGAUGUCCCCAAGUGUCCCUGCAGUGUCCCCAAGUGGUCUCCCAUGUUCCCAGGGUGUCCCCGUGGUGUCCCCAAGUGUCCCCUCAGUGUCAUUAGGGUAUCCCCAACCAUCCCCUCAGUGUGCCCAAGUGUCCCCAGAGUAUCCCCGCAGUGUCCCCAGGGUGUUCCCAGCUGUCCCCAAGUGUCCCCGCGGUGUCCCCGCAGUAUCCCCAAGUGUCCCCUCAGUGUCCCCUCGUGUCCCCUCGUGUCCCCAGGGCGAGGACGUGCGCCGGGAGCUGCUGGCGCAGGCUCAGGCGCUGCCGUCGCUGCUGUCCCGCGUUGGGGACGGUGCCAGCGCCCUCGGGGACGCCAUCGAGCUGUACCAGGCCUGCGUGGCCUUCGUGUGUGACAGCCCCGGGGCCGAGGCGCUGCCGCUGCUCCGGCACGUGGCGUCCCACGGGAACUCCUCGGUGUUCCGCUGGCGAACCGGGCGGGAGCCGCGGCGCCUGGAGCGGCCCGAGCCGGCACCGGAGCCGGAGCCGCCGCGGGAGGACGCGGGGGACACGGGGAACACGAUCGACUGGGGGGAUUUCCCCGCCGAGCCGCCCCGGGGCGGCGACACCGGCGGCGACACCACGGAGCAGGCCGGGCCCCAGGGGGACAAUGGCAUCGGCUGGGGUGACGGAGAGAAGGGGAUGAUCACAGCAGAGCCCAGCCCCCAGGGGGACGACGGCAUCGACUGGGGCGAUGGCGAGAAGGGGACAAUCGCAGCAGAGCCCGGCCCCCAGGGGGACGAUGGCAUCGACUGGGGUGACGGGGAGGGACAGGAGGGGACGAUCACCGUGCUGGAGGCUGGAACUGAGGCCCCCGAGGACGUUGCCCGCGGCUCGGACGCGCUGACCCUGCUGGAGAACCCCGAGACACGGAACCAGUUCAUCGACGAGCUGAUGGAGCUGGAGCUGUUCCUGGCGCAGCGGCUGCAGGAGCUGGAGGCCGAGGCCGACGUGGUGGCCAUGAGCCAGCUGCAGCUGGCCCCGGCCGCGCUGCAGGGCCAGAGCCGCGGGCGGCUGCGGGCGCAGCUGGCCACCGCGCAGGACCUGCUGCGCCAGCUCUGCUCCCGCAGCGUGCAGCACCUCUGCAUGAUCCUCGCCUCGCCCAGGUACGUGGAGCGGGUGGCUGCGCUGCUGCGGCGGCAGCUGCUGCAGGCCGAGCUGCUGCAGGCCAAGCGAGCGGCGCUGGGCCAGCGGCGCCGCCAGGCCCUGGCCGAGCAGGCGGCCCUGGAGCCGCGGCUGCAGCGGCUGCAGGAGAGAAGCCGGGAGCUGCAGCGCCUGAUCGAGGCCGACAUCUCCAAGCGCUACGGGGGGCGCCCGGUGAACCUGAUGGGCGUCAACGUGUGACACUGGGACACCUGGGGACAUCGGAGUGGCACCUGUGACACCGGGGGACAUCGGCCUGUGACACCUGGGGACAUCGGAGUGGGACACUGUGACACUUUGGGACAUCAAUUUAACACCUGGGGACAUCAGAGUGUGACACUGGGGACAUCAGCCUGGGACCCCCAGGGGACACCAGCCUGUGCCUGUGGCCCCUGAUGCCACGGGGGGUCCCCAGGGUGCUGCGCCCAUCCCAGCCCCCCCUGCCCACCCGGGGGUGCCGCGGGGUUUGGGGGUGUCGCCGAAUAAACCCAAAUUUGGUGGCA